CGCCAGGCAGCUCCCGGCCGGGACUUUGCCCGCAGCCCGCGGGCCGGGCCGGGCCUGACCGGACAGGGGGAGGGACCGGACCGGACCGGCGGGCGAAUGGCUGGCAAGGACUAUGACCAUCUCUUCAAGCUGCUCAUCAUCGGGGACUCGGGGGUGGGGAAGAGCAGCCUCCUCCUGCGGUUUGCAGAUAACACGUUCUCCGGCAGCUACAUCACCACCAUCGGCGUCGAUUUCAAAAUCCGGACCGUGGUGAUCAACGGCGAGCGGGUCAAGCUGCAGAUCUGGGACACGGCGGGACAGGAGCGAUUCCGCACCAUCACCUCCACGUAUUACCGUAACACCCACGGCGUCAUCAUCGUCUACGAUGUGACGAACCCCGAAUCCUUCGUCAACAUCAAGCGCUGGCUGCACGAGAUUGGGCAGAACUGUGACAGCGUCUGCAAGGUGCUGGUGGGGAACAAGUGCGAGGACCCGGCCCGGAGGCAGGUGGAGACAGCCGACGCCCGGCGCUUCAGCGAUCAGAUGGGGGUGCGGCUCUUUGAGACGAGCGCCAAGGAGAACCUCAACGUUGAGGAGAUGUUCAACGCGGUGACGGCCAUGGUGCUCCGCACCAAGCAGGAGAACCUGGCGCGGCUGCAGCACCCUGAGGUGGUGAAGAUCAACAGGCCCAAGAAGAAGCCCCCUGUCAAGAAAUGCUGCUGAGGGGCGGGGGCCCCCAAAACCUGGGGGGAACUGAGCUGCCCCCACCCCCUGGGGCAGGGAUGGACUGUGUGUAUGGCGGGGGGGGGGUAUCUGCAUCCCCUCCUGCCUGGGGGCUCCUGGCUGUUGGGGGCUGGAGUGUGGGCAUGUGGGGGGGCUGGAGGGAGGGGGGGUUUGGUGCAAGGAACAGAGAAGGGGGAAUAGAGGAGACUAUUCUGCCCCUGAGGGGGCCUGGGCCCCCCAAUUUUCCCCCUGCCCCCUAAUCUGCCCCAGGCACCCCGUCCCUAUCCCUCUAGCCCACUGUGAACGGGAAGAUGCCACUUCCUGCCGCCUGCACUUCGGGGUGCACGUGCCCCCUGAAGUCAUCAGGGUCCCACAAGUCUGGAGUGGGGGAACACAUGGUGGUUGCUGAUCCACUCCCACUGUGCCCCCAUUUGUUUGGGGGGUCUCCCUGCUCCAGCUUUCCAUUCUCCCACAGGGGACCCCAAAUGUUCCCCAGCGGGGGCCCCACCAAGUGCCCCUCUGCACUAUGCAAUCAAACCCUCUUGAGCACUGGAAAAGCAGCACCUGGGAAAUGGGGGUGCAGCGAGCACCCCGCACCCUCUCCUUGCCCCUCACGCUCUGGGAGCGGCCAGGGAUGUGGCCCCCUCACUGGGAAUAAGAUGGGGUUCCCCCCUCUUUUCCGAGAGCUCCCCCCUCUGGGAUCAAAGCUGGGGUUUGCUGCCCAGCUCUGAGCGCCCGCCCCAUUAGGAACGGGGUGGGGGGCAGCCCCUGCACGGGGAGCAAAAGGAGGCAGUUCAUGAGUGGGGAGCAGCCCCGGGCCCCCUCCUGGGGGGCAUAAAGGGAGCUUGGAAUUGGGGUUCACUCCAGCACUGGAACCGGGGGCACGGCUGGGGGGUGGGGUUGGCCCCCCAGUAACUGUGCAAUAAUCCGGCCACGCCCCCGGGGGGCUGAACUGACACUAACCCAGCCGCUGCCACGGAGACGUUUGUCUUCAAUAAAGACAAUUUAGGUAUGAAAA
Messenger RNA from Gopherus evgoodei (Goodes thornscrub tortoise), 1720 nucleotides. RefSeq names its product ras-related protein Rab-35-like. The record is from RefSeq and is a predicted model, not a curated record. Bases 97 to 702 code for a protein of 201 amino acids. The transcript is spliced from 6 exons. Gene Ontology annotation, biological process: endocytic recycling. Gene Ontology annotation, molecular function: GTP binding; GTPase activity. Lineage: Eukaryota; Metazoa; Chordata; Testudines; Testudinidae. Gene Ontology annotation, cellular component: endosome membrane; plasma membrane.